UGUUCCAUUCCAAUUGCUUACUGAGAAAGAAGUAAUCUCAUUCUCUAGCAGAUCCAUCAUAUAACCAUGAUGACUCCAAACUUGAAGCUGGAAGCUGAAAAUAAUUUAGAAGGAAGAAGCCAAGUAGGUUCCAAUAACAGUGCCACCACUUCUGAUGCUGAUCCAGGUUCUGUUUCCCUUGACUUGACCCUCAACUUCAGUCCCAGUGAUGAAAUUGAAGAGUUGAAAGACACAAAUGACACUAACAGUGAAGCGGGAGCUGAGGAUCAUGCAUCUUCACUACCUUCAAUUCAUAGAAUUUUCUCUUGUAAUUACUGUAGGAGGAAAUUCUUUAGCUCACAGGCAUUAGGUGGCCAUCAAAAUGCUCAUAAAAGGGAGAGGACAAUGACGAAGCGCGCGAUGCGAAUGGGAAUGUUCACUGAAAGGUAUACAAGCCUAGCAUCUCUGCCACUCCAUGGUUCUAAUUUCCGGUCUCUCGGUAUCGAAGCUCAUUCCGCAAUGCACCAAAGACACAUGGCAUCAUCAUCAAUGAGGGUUCCUGAUAUGAGAGGUGCAGCAAGAUUUGAGAAAGACUACUGUUUCGGGACACCAAUGUUCAUGCAAGAUGGUGAUGUUGGUCUGUUUUGGCCUGGAAGUUUCAGGCAGAUAGAUGCAAGGGCUGGUGUUAAUUUGGGGCGUGAACAUGAACAACAUGCUCAUAAUUCAAGUCCUAGUUUUGUAGAAACUACUCCUGCACAGACAUCUACAUCUCCUGAUCUCACUCUGAGGCUUUAAGAAAAAAAAAAUUGUCUUGAUUAAAUUUAAAUAAUAGAAGGCUUCUUGUGUUAACAACAAGGUAAGGCUGCGUACAAUAGACUAAGUGGUCGUAACCUUCUCCGGACCUGCGCAUAGUGAGAGCUUUGAUGUACCAGGCUUCCCUUUAGUAAUUUUG
Messenger RNA from Lotus japonicus, 931 nucleotides. Its product is annotated as zinc finger protein 4-like. Gene Ontology annotation, biological process: negative regulation of abscisic acid-activated signaling pathway. The record is from RefSeq and is a predicted model, not a curated record. Bases 67 to 774 code for a protein of 235 amino acids. The transcript is spliced from 2 exons. NCBI's taxonomy places the organism in Eukaryota, Viridiplantae, Streptophyta, Magnoliopsida, Fabales, Fabaceae.